AUACGCAUAAUUAAAUUUAAGGACAUACUAAAAUUUGCAUUAUAAAUGCCUCUUAUAAUCAUGAUUUUGCAUUAUAAUGAACCUCUAAAUAAGACAUCUUUUGUUGAAAAAAAUCCGCAAUUCUCAAGAUUGUCAUUCUUUUAAAUGCAUCGAAAACCGGAAUAUUCUGACUUUUAAAAAAGUAAAAUAUUUAAACAGUUGUGAAAUAAGUUAUUAGUUCUUAAGACAGGAAUGAUGGACCUUUUCAUUUUUCUAAAUAUUUUACUAUGGAUUUCUUUCGUAGCGGCGGACGUGCCUAUAACUGUCCAUACAACCAAAGGGAGAAUUAGUGGAACGUUGGAGUACAAGUAUGUAGAUGGCGAGCAAAAAUUACUUGCCACAUAUACAGGAAUUCCUUACGCCGAAACAACAGCUGGUGAGAAUAGGUUCCAGAAACCGAUACCAAAAGCACCGUUCACCACACCGUUCAAUGCAAGAAAAACGCCCCUUGCUUGCUACCAGCAGACACGUUACGAAAUGGAUGUCCUGAAGCAUAGGUACGGGGUGCCGGGAUUUACUGAAGACUGUCUCACAUUAAACAUUUAUGCACCGUACAGACUAGGUGUAAACUUUCCACUUCCGGUUAUGGUUUGGAUUUAUGGAGGGGGUUUCAGACAGGGUGCUGCCUCAAUGUACAACCCGGAGGGUCUGGCACUGUUUGGAGACGUUGUAGUGGUAACAGUAAAUUACAGAGUUGGCAUGUUUGGCUUUUUGCGAGAUAGUUCAGGAACGGUUGUUGGAAAUCAAGGACUUUGGGAUAUUCAUCUUGCGCUGAAGUGGAUCAAUACCACUAUUGGUAGUUUUCACGGUAAUCCUGAUGACGUCACAUUAUUUGGUCAAUCGUCUGGCGGUGCAGCUGCUCUUCUGCAAGCAAUGUACAUAGGUAAUAAAGGUCUGUUUAAGCGGGUCAUAGCUGAAAGUGGAAGUCCUCUAGCACCUUGGUCGUUUGAAGACAUAGACGCUUUGGAAGAAUAUCUUAAAGAAACAGGUUGUCAACCCAAUACAAACAAUACUCUUCUUUGUUUACAAAGCAAAGACCCAAUGAUACUUAUGAAUAACCGCGCUAAUUUAGGACCGGUUGUAGACGGUGAUUUUUUGAUAGCAAAGCCGGAAGAAAUUCUUCUAGAGCAGACGGCAGAAACACAUCUUGCCCGCCAGGUUUUUGCGUCUGUCGACAUUCUACUCGGGUUUAAUGACGGGGACGGUGUGCUUUACUAUAAUACUUGGUCUCAUCUGCUAGGCCAGGCUACACUAGAUUUUAACGUCACGAGGCUGCAGUUUGAUAACGUUAUAGUCCCAGAAUUCAUCAAGACAAAAUUGAGCACAGAAUAUACCCCAAAGACAAGGAAAGCUCUAGAAGAGCUUCUAACAUUCUUCUAUACGGACUGGGCUGAUCCUCUGAAUUUAUUGACGAUACGAAAUACACUUAUAGCCAUGACGAAUGACCCAAUGUUUCACGUGCCAGCAAUCCAGGUCGCCAAGACGCAUGCUGGACUUAAAGGUGGAUCUACAUAUUUCUACGAAUUCUCCGUACAGUCGGACAAACAUGCUUUAGAGAUACCACCAUGGUUUGAAGGAUCGUAUCAUGCUGAUGAAAUACCGUAUGUUUUUGGUUUCCCGCUGUUGGCAAACGCUUCUAUAUUUGGCGGCGAGCUCAGCAAUUAUACUGUGGAAGAACAGCAGCUGUCCAGGGACAUUAUGACGUUUUGGACAAACUUUGCAAGAUCUGGAAAUCCAAAUACACCAAACAACGCUACCGAUUUCUGGCCGGAGUUCAGCAUGACGUCACAAAAUUUUUAUCCAAUCACAAAUAUUCUUAUUGAACCACAAGUGACGAAUAUUGAAGAGUUUCAUCCAAGACGAAUGGCGUUCUGGUCUGAGCUAGUCCCAAACCUUAUUAAACUGUUACAAACUGACAAAACUAAACCGGGAAAAGCUCACGUUUCUGUUUCCAAAGUUAAACCCGCCGAUUCACACCCAUCGUUCACCAAACUUAUACCCGGAAUAUCACACGCACCCGUUACUAAAAUUAGACCCGGAAUAUCACACGCACCCGUUACUAAAAUUAGACCCGGCAAGUUACAUGUAUCCCUUAGCCCCAAAAAAUAAAAUUGUGAAUUUCUAUGGCCAGUAUUUCCAUUAAAUUAUCGAAAGAAAAGACGAUAUUCUACUGUUGUGAGAUAUUCGGUAAAGAGAAUGAAUUUGAUUCUUUGUCAUCCCUGUUUUGAUAAGUAAAUAAAUAUAUAAAUAGAUAGAUAAAUAAAUGAAUUAAUAAAA
Ruditapes philippinarum (Manila clam) is the source of this 2316-nucleotide messenger RNA. RefSeq names its product cholinesterase-like. Gene Ontology annotation, biological process: chemical synaptic transmission; presynaptic membrane assembly; modulation of chemical synaptic transmission. Bases 232 to 2148 code for a protein of 638 amino acids. The record is from RefSeq and is a predicted model, not a curated record. The transcript is spliced from 3 exons. NCBI's taxonomy places the organism in Eukaryota, Metazoa, Mollusca, Bivalvia, Venerida, Veneridae. Gene Ontology annotation, molecular function: cholinesterase activity; signaling receptor activity; neurexin family protein binding. Gene Ontology annotation, cellular component: cell surface; synapse.